CUCUUCAAUCCUCCUUCACGCUUCCCUCCACCACCCCCAAACCCCGCACUUCCGCCUUCCGAAAACCCUCGAGGGCGAGGGUUUCGUGCAAUGGUGGCGACAGCGGGGGCGGCCGUGUAGACCGCAGAAACAUGCUCCUAGGGCUUGGCGGUCUGUACGGCGCAAGCAGCCUCGUCAGAGGCCGCAAAGCCGAGGCCGAUCCAAUCCUACCUCCUAAUUUGGAAUUUUGCGACCGCGAAGGCACAACUACUAUUGACCGUCUCACCGGGAGGGUGAUUCGUAUCGACGCCGACUGCUGCCCGCCCUACACCGAUACUAUCACAGACUACGUGCUCCCGCAGUUUCCUACUAUUUACGAACGCCAAGGGGCGAACAUAAUAGUUCCUGAUCCCGUUGCCAAAUACAAGCUAGCCAUCCAGAGAAUGAAGCAGCUCGACAAGGAUGAUCCCAACGAUCCCCGCGGCUUCACACAGCAAGCCAACAUCCACUGCGCUUAUUGCAACGGCCCCUACGAUCAAGUCGGCUACCCCACCCUCGAUAUCCAGAUUCACAACAACUGGUUAUUCUUCCCUUUCCACAGGUGGUACCUGUAAUUCUUCGAGAGGAUCUGCUGCGAACUUCUCGAAGAUGAGACCUUCCGCCUGCCCUACUGGAACUGGGACCACCCCUAUGGCAUGUAUCUGCCAACCCUCUUCGGCGAGGCCUACUCGCCCCUCUACGACUGUAACCGCGACCAAACGCAUUUCGGCAACGCCCUUGUCGACCUUAGCUUUGCGGAGGGAGUGAGUGUCGAUGCGAAUCUCAACCAAAUGCAACAGGAAAUGAUGGUGCAGCCCGACUCCGCCCUCGCAUUCAUGGGCCAGCCUUACAGAGCCGGAGAUCCGCCACCAGGAGGCGCCCGUGGCGGGACAUCCGAACAGGGCUCCCACGCUGGCAUCCAUGUCUGGACCGGAAACCCCAACAAUCCUUUGAAUGAAAACAUGGGGAACUUCUACUCUGCAGCAAGGGACCCCAUCUUCUACUGCCAUCACGCUAAUGUCGACAGAAUGUGGACAGUCUGGGAAGACCUCCCGGCCGAUUACCCUAAAACCAUCGACGAUCCCGAUUUCCUGGAUGCGGCCUUCAUGUUCUACGACGAGAAGAAGAACCUCGUGCGCGUAAAAGUCCGCGACUGCUUGGACACUACACGCCUCGGAUAUGCCUAUCAAGCUGGCGACAUUAGGCCAUGGAGGUACUACAGACCGCCUACGAGAGAAGUCCCGGCCAACGUCCAACAACUCUCUGAAACGGCGCAGACUGCAGCCCAAGCCUUCCCGGCCUCGCUCGCAGAGACAAUAAGGGUUGUGGUGCCCAAGCCGGCGAAAGGAAAAGCCGACGAAGUGCUCCUCAUCCAGGGCAUUGUCACAGACAGCAGCAAGCUCAUCAGUUUCGAUAUCUACGUCAACGACGACGAAAGCAGCAAGGAUGAGCCGGUGAGUGCGGAGCGUGCCGGGAGCUUCAAGCAGGUCCCGCACAGGUCUAGGAGAGCGGAGACUCCCAGUGACCUCCGCAUCAUCUUGACUCAGCUCUACAAGAACAUUAACAUUGCGGAUGAUGAUGAUAUCGUUGUCGUCACCAUCGUUCCCCGCACCAACGGCGACGCUGUUACCAUUGGUGGUGUUAAGAUCGAAACUCGCGUUCCUGCUGCUGCUUAGUUCAUUCGCCGAUCUUUCUCAGUUUCUGCUUUUGCUUUGUGAUCAGCCUUUGUUUCAGCCCUGGUUUCUUUGUGUUUUCCAUGUUCCAGUGCUGAAGCGUUGAAUCCUUUCCUUUGAUUAAUACAAGACUUUCUAUUAUCUGUUA
Salvia hispanica is the source of this 1839-nucleotide messenger RNA. Lineage: Eukaryota; Viridiplantae; Streptophyta; Magnoliopsida; Lamiales; Lamiaceae. The record is from RefSeq and is a predicted model, not a curated record.